UGCAUAAACAAAUUUAAGAACAGCGAGCUGCUUAUUACUAGCUCUUAACUACUUGCAAGAGCUCCUCCACUGCUAGAGAAAUAACAAAGUAGUGAUCGAGCUUGUUUACAUAGCAGUGGAAUAUGGCUUCUUCAUCCAGCUCCUACAACUCACCUUGUGCUGCCUGCAAGUUCUUGAGGCGCAAAUGCAUGCCCGGCUGCAUUUUCGCCCCUUACUUCCCACCGGAGGAUCCCCAAAAGUUCGCCAACGUCCACAAGAUCUUCGGCGCCAGCAACGUCACCAAGCUCCUCAACGACCUCCUCCCCCACCAGCGGGAGGACGCCGUGAACUCCCUGGCCUAUGAGGCCGAGGCACGCGUCAGGGACCCCGUCUACGGCUGCGUUGGAGCCAUUUCCUUUCUCCAGAGACAGGUCCAGAGGCUCCAGAAGGAACUCGAUGCUGCUAAUGCCGAUCUCAUCCGCUAUGCUUGCAAUGAGAUCAUAGCGACACCGGGGGUGAAUCCGGUACUCCAACAACAAAUGACUCCUCGGAGAAGGUCUAUUGAUCAUCACCAGUUUUAUCAUCAGCAAGGUGGUGCUACAAUUCCUCCUCCUGCAGCUAAUUUUCAGGUUCCUUAUAAUCUUCCAUGGAAUGUUGAUCAUCAAAAUCGUACUUCCGGCGAUCAGAUCAAUGAAGGAGGAGGAGGAGGAGAGGGUGGAAUGUGAUGAUCGAUUUGAGAUUUGAGA
Molecule: messenger RNA, 725 nt
Organism: Fragaria vesca subsp. vesca
Lineage: Eukaryota; Viridiplantae; Streptophyta; Magnoliopsida; Rosales; Rosaceae
Product: protein LATERAL ORGAN BOUNDARIES-like
Exons: 2
Coding region: 123-704 (193 amino acids)
Source: RefSeq, a predicted model, not a curated record